Venustampulla echinocandica is the source of this 426-nucleotide messenger RNA. RefSeq lists its product as uncharacterized. The record is from RefSeq and is a predicted model, not a curated record. The coding region runs from base 1 to 426 and encodes 141 amino acids. NCBI's taxonomy places the organism in Eukaryota, Fungi, Ascomycota, Leotiomycetes, Helotiales, Pleuroascaceae. The transcript has 3 exons.
AUGGCCAACCAUCACUAUUCAGUGAACUACACAGCUAUGAAUGGGGAAAUUGUCUCUUAUCAAAUGGUCCCUAAGAUACCAGAUAAAGAAAUCUUUUCGAAGCUGGAUUUCCCAGCACCAGAACCAGCACCAGAACCAGCACCAGAUAUGGUGCCAAAAACUUUAAAAAAGAAGCUCGAAGAUGAGCUAGAUAUUAGAGAGAGGAGUACUAUCGAAGUAGUACACGGGUUGCCGCCCUGGGAUGGGCUUUAUAUUGACGCCGACGACGAGAAGGAGCCCACCAAGGAGGAGAUGGAGAAAUGUGUCGCUGCUGCCGCUGCAGCAAAGCUCGUCCGGCAGAAAUGGGUGGUAGAAGAGAAGCGCCGAGCGAAGGCGGAAAAGGAGAAGGCCGCCACCGAGAUUUGUCAUCCGGCUACAAAGCAAUGA